This is a messenger RNA of Drosophila elegans, 1355 nucleotides long. RefSeq names its product ras-related protein Rab-14 (gene RabX6). The record is from RefSeq and is a predicted model, not a curated record. The coding region runs from base 110 to 751 and encodes 213 amino acids. The transcript has 2 exons. Lineage: Eukaryota; Metazoa; Arthropoda; Insecta; Diptera; Drosophilidae. Gene Ontology annotation, molecular function: GTPase activity; GTP binding.
UUGCAAGAACAGCUGUUGUCGCUUUGUUGUUUUCGUCGCUUUGUGUCUGCAGGUGCAAACUAAUAAAGUAAUUGGAUUAGUUGGGGAUAAAUCAAAGCGAGUCAAAGCCAUGGCCACGAUGCGCAUACCCAAACAGAAGGUGAUCCUGUGCGGCGACUACGGAGUUGGGAAGAGCUCCUUGUUCCGGCGAUUCGCCACCAACACCUUUGUCACGGAUACGGAUCGCAAGUCCACGCUGGGAUUGGACCACAUCGAUAGGGAAUACAGCGUCAAUGAGAAGCAAAUCAAGCUCCAACUUUGGGACACUGGUGGCAUGGAGCGCGUGGCAUCGGUGACCUCCUCGUAUUAUAAGUUCGCCGAGGGAGCUAUCCUGGUCUUUGCUUUGGACAAUGCUGCAUCGUUUCACUCGCUAUCCCAGCACUUGCUAGACAUUGUGACGUAUGCGGAGAACGCCAAGAUCUUCAUUUGUGGCAACAAGAGCGAUCUGGAAGGCAGGGAGCCGGAGGUCAGCGACGAGGAGGUGGAGGCGUUCUGCGAGCAGUGCCACUCGUUGAUCAGUGCCACCUACAAGACCUCCUGUCGCAGCGGUGCCGGCGUGGAGGAAAUGUUUCGCGACAUCUCAAGGCAACUGGUCCAAGCCAAUCGCUCCAAGAUGGAGCUACAGGCUCUGGAGCACAAGAGUUUCCAGGUGGACACAACGGGCAGCAGUGGGGCGAUCAAUGAGGAGGAUGGUUCCUCCUGCGGCUGCUAGCAGUUGGGGAACAUUGAGUUUGGCUAGGUAUUCACACUUCCAUUGGCCAGGCUCAAUGCCCCAUGCAGUGAUGCAUUUUUACUGUUUCCUUUAUUUAUUAACAGUUCUCGGCUAUGUUUAUGGUUUUUAGAUACAUGUUCAUUUCGAAUUUAUGCGAAAAAUACGUCCCGAAUGCAAACACGAGUCAUAGAGUAGGAUUAGUACUAUUAAACAGACGCCAAACAUUAACCAAGUAAACUUUGUACACGUAAACUAGGAUGGGUUAAUACACGUAAAAAUUAAAGAAGUUCUACAGAAUUUUGAGUUGAAAUCAAAUGAAUGAGAAUAAACUAGUAUCCUUAAAAUACAAAAGCUUUUAAGAGCAGAAUAACUUAAUAUGAACUUUAUGGUUAUGUAACUUUAAUAACCUAAGUAAAUAUUUUUAAAAAGUUCCCUAUCCUUGGCUAUAAUUUUACACUCUUAAUGAAUAAGUAAAAAUGAUGCGCAUUGAAAGUAAUGAACCCAUCCUGUCGUAUAUAGAUUAGUGCAUAAGUCUGCAGCUUUCUUCCACAGAAUAUCUCGUAAAGAUACAAUUUGCUAAACAAUAAAUAAUCAAUUCACAAAA